Molecule: messenger RNA, 483 nt
Organism: Miscanthus lutarioriparius
Lineage: Eukaryota; Viridiplantae; Streptophyta; Magnoliopsida; Poales; Poaceae
Source: the annotation of a GenBank genome assembly
AUGGCGAUGGACGCGGCCACCAGGGCGCUGUUCAUGCCGUGGCAAGCGCCGGGGCCACCCCGCGUGACCUGUACAGCCAGGUCGUGGAGCUCCGUGGCACGUGACCGUGACCUCGUGCUCGGCGUCGUCGUUGUCGUGCACGGCGGCAGAGACAACCAGCCCGCGUACGACUCCGCCCACGCCACUCGACGCGACCGAGACAACCACCGCUCCUUCAGCCUGUACCGUUUCUGCCCCGGCGACCUCGAACCCGACCUCCACGCCGCCGAGACAGAGGAGAUGAACGAGAAGAAGCAGCAGGCGGCGGCGCACUACGGGCGGAGCCGGUCUGAGACGGCGCGGGAGCAGGGCAAGAAGAAGCAGGAGGCAAGGAUGAGCAAGUCGACCUCGAGCGGCGUCGUGGAGGAGGAGGCGGCCGUGGAGACGGAACAGUGUGUGGACGCGCGUGCGGACAACAACGGAGAAGAAGGGAGCGGUGGGUGA